Salvelinus fontinalis (brook trout) is the source of this 584-nucleotide messenger RNA. RefSeq names its product centrosomal protein 20-like. Gene Ontology annotation, cellular component: motile cilium; ciliary basal body; centrosome. Bases 82 to 525 code for a protein of 147 amino acids. NCBI's taxonomy places the organism in Eukaryota, Metazoa, Chordata, Actinopteri, Salmoniformes, Salmonidae. The transcript is spliced from 4 exons. The record is from RefSeq and is a predicted model, not a curated record. Gene Ontology annotation, biological process: microtubule anchoring; cilium assembly. Gene Ontology annotation, molecular function: protein binding.
AGCAAAAGUUAACUUGUGCAGCUAAGUUUCCCCUUUGACCUCGGUGAGGGAUACGAACGUCAUUUGUUUAUACCUGUUGCAAUGGCGACCUUAACGGAACUGAAAUGCGCUCUGAGAGAGAGCCUGGAGUCUCGAGGUGUGUUGGGUCAGCUGAAAGCUCGGAUCAGAGCUGAGGUGUUCAAUGCGCUCGAUGAUCAGAGCGAGCCGCGUCCUGCGCUGUCGCACGACAACCUUCUAAUCAACGAGCUCAUCCGCGAGUACCUGGAAUUCAACAAGUAUCGAUACACAGCGUCUGUGUUGACAGCAGAAUCAGGUCAACCUGAGGUACCACUUGACAGACAGUUCAUGGCGAAUGAGCUGAAAGUGGUGGAGGACCCCAGUUCCAGAUCUGUGCCUCUACUGUACGGCUUGCUAUCCCACUUCCUAAGCAGCAGCGGAGACAGUGGAGGGAAGCUGUUUCUCAGGGGCUCAGCACCUGCUACUAUGACCAGAGACUCUAACACACUCCCUGGUCCUGAGUCUUAACACAGGUGUGUCCUGUCUGUCACUCCAGAUUGCACUGGAACUGGGGGUGUUGAGCAAUU